AUGUCUAGCGAUUGUGGUAAGCUGAAGGGACAAGGAUUGUUUGCCCUCUCAUUUCUCGUGCCCUCCUGUGCCUUUCUGUUUGAGGGCACGGGAGGGCACGAGAAGUGGGAGGGUAAACUAUCCUUGUCCAAGCUGGAGACCGUUGUUGAAAUCAAGGCUUCCGCUGCCAAGUUCCAUGAAAUGUUCACACACAAACCACACCACAUCUCCAAUGCCAGCGACAGAAUCAUUCAGGCCUGUGACCUACAUGAAGGUGAUUGGGGAACCGUCGGAUCUGUGGUCUACUGGAAUUAUUUCUAUGAUGGAAAAGCCAAAGUUGCUAAGGACUUGGUUGAAGCCAUAGAUGCUGAAAAUAAUCUGAUCACUUUCAAAGUGAUUGAAGGAGAUCUUUUGGAGCAUUACAAGAGCUUCAAGUUCACCAUCCACGCAACUCCGAAAGGCGAGGGAUGCAACGUGCACUGGACUUUGGAGUAUGAGAAGCACCACCACGACGAUAUUGAAGAUCCACAUACAUUGCUCCAGUUAUUAGUUGAGCUCUCCAAAGAUAUUGAUGCUCACCUUACAAGCACCGACGCAUAACAAGCACAGAAGGCUUACGGCUUUAUUAUAUAUGGUCUGUGAUUAAUCUGUGUGCUGCAAUCACGAUCUAUCUGCAUGUGUGUGAUCAACAAAAAUAUUUGAUAUGAUGGCUGUUUCGUUCGUAUCAAAUCAUGUUUUUGUGUGUUUAUAUAAGAUAUGUAUGCCCUUUAUUUCA
Molecule: messenger RNA, 754 nt
Organism: Malus domestica (apple)
Lineage: Eukaryota; Viridiplantae; Streptophyta; Magnoliopsida; Rosales; Rosaceae
Product: MLP-like protein 43
Biological process (GO): defense response
Source: RefSeq, a predicted model, not a curated record